GCGGGCACAGGUGUAAGUGAGCGCACAGACACCGGAUUCGUCAGAGACAAACCCCAAAGAAAGACUGUUCUUUUCGGGGUAGGGUUUUAGUGAUUUUAAAAAGGUUUGAUUUUUUUUUAACCUCUGUGUGUUUUGCGCUAACAAUCCAGGAACAAUUAACGCCACGGAGUUAAAAAAAAAUGAAGAUUUUGGGGGUUCUGAGCGUCAUUUUCCUCGGACUUUACAGCGCAGCGGCUGUCACGCAUUCCCUGCGCUACCUGCACUCAGCAUCAUCAGGAAUCCCAGGAUUUCCCGGGUUUGUGACGGUGGUCUUGGUGGAUGGACAGCCGUUCUCCUACUAUGACAGCAACAUCAGAAGGGAGCUUCCCAGGCAGAGCUGGAUGGUCCAAACUGAAGAUCCGGACUUCUGGGAGAGGCGCACGCAGAGCUCCUUUGUUAAUGAACAGGUCUUCAAACGUAAAGUCGCAAUGAUCAAACCGCGCUUUAACCUCACAGGAGGCGUUCACGUUGUUCAGCUGCUGUACGGCUGUGAAUGGGAUGAGGAGACUGGAGACAUCAAGGGUCAGUGGCAGUUUGGCCAUAACGGAGAAGACAUUCUGGCUUUAGACCUGAAGACGAACACAUGGAUGGAAUCAACUACAGUUGCCAGCUUCAGUAACAAAAAUGAAGACUGGGUCAUUCAGAUGAAUAACUAUCUGUCCCAGGGGUGUCCAGAUCAACUUAAGAAGUAUGUGAGCCAUGGUAGGAGCACUUUGAUGAGAACAGAGUCUCCAUCAGUGUCUCUCCUCCAGAAGAAUUUCCUCUCUCCGGUCAGAUGUCACGCUACAGGCUUUUACCCCAACAGAGCUGUGAUGUUCUGGAGGAAAGAUGGGAACGAGAUUCAUGCAGGAGUGGAGAAAGGAGAGAUCCUCCCCAACAACGAUGGGACCUUUCAGAUGAGCGUUGAUCUAAAGCUUUUAUCAGACACACCAGAAAAGGAGGGAUAUGAAUGCGUGUUUCAGUUUUCUGGAGUGAAUGAAAGCAUCAUCACCAAACUAGAGGAGUCAAACAUCAGGACCAACGGACCAAGCCGCUAUGAAGUGAUGGUCUCAGCUGUUAUUGCAAUUCUCAUUUUUGCUGCUGUCAUUGCUGACUGGCUCAUUCUUUACAAACGCAGAAAAGCUGCUGAUCACCUCAACAAAAAGAAGCAAAUCCUUCUUUGAGUCUGAAUGCAAAGACAACCCUCCACUCAGUUUUUAAAUGAAGUCUGCACAGAAAAGAACUAUAAGAUUUUCAUGUGGUAACUAUUAAAAUUAUGUAAUUUAAUCUGACAAAAGAUGUAGUAAAAUUAAUUUAUUUUUGCAAUUGUUUAAAAAUAAGUAUAUUUAAGAAAUUAGUCAAAUAUAAUUAUUACUUUUGUUUUGGAGUUUGGGCUUGACAAUGAUCAGAAAAACAGAAAAGUUAAACUUUUUUUAAUUAUUUAAACCAGACUUCUAUAUGAUGUUUGUUUUUUUAAGUUUGAAGAUUUGUUCCAGGUACUAUUUUUUUAUUUAAUUUUUUCUGUCUUCUAUUAAUGUUAUAAGGGCAAUUUUUAUAUCUCAUCUAAUAAUGCUUGUUCACCAUCUAACCAGGUAGAUACAUGAUUUGUUUUAAGGGAUGGAUACAAUCACAAAAAAGCACACAAGCAGUAAAAAUGUGUCAUGUUUCAUUUUUAAUCAACCCACCGUUUUCUUCACUAUAAAUCUUUUAACCGCCAUGCUUUAUUAUCAUCCUGUUUGGCUUGAAGCAUGAUCUUUAGGUCAAACCUGUUUACUUUUAAAUGUUUGAUUGAUCACCUUAAUUCAUGCAAUGCGUAUUGUUUGCCAAAACUCAGUUGAUGGUGAAGUCAUAGGUGACAAGGAGCAAAGGUUUCCUGACAUGAUGAAUAUUGUUAUUUAAAGAAUCAAAAAUAGAAAAAUGAAAUGAAUGUCCAAUGUGCUGUUGAUGAAAUUAGGGCACACUGUAAGUUGUUAUUGUGAGCAGGUGUAAUAGUUAAAAGAAGUUUUAAAGUAGUACUACAAAAAAAGGUGAAGGCUUUUAUCGUGGUUCUCUGGGGGUCUCCAAUAUUCAAAAGUAGUCUUUGAUAUGGUUUCAAUAAUGAAUCAUGUAUGUUACAUUGUUAAACAGCCAUUGAAUCUCUGGGGGUAAUCUAGUUUGAAAAUGGAAAGUUAACAAAAAUUCUGGUGAUUAAAGUUUACUUGGGGUUUGGCUAAGAAAACACAAGUACAAUGUUUUUUAUGGUACUGUUUUUAUAAAAUAUAUUUGUGCGUUUACUUUAGUCAACUUUGUAAAGCAUUAAAUUUGAUUUAUUAAAAAGUACAGAGAAAACGUUGCUCUUGGGAAUAAACUCGCAAUGGGUCAGAAAAGUAUUGGUGUAAUAUGUGUGUGGAUGCAUAGACUGCAAAAAAUAAAUAAAUAAAAGUAA
Messenger RNA from Oryzias latipes (Japanese medaka), 2443 nucleotides. RefSeq names its product class I histocompatibility antigen, F10 alpha chain. NCBI's taxonomy places the organism in Eukaryota, Metazoa, Chordata, Actinopteri, Beloniformes, Adrianichthyidae. Gene Ontology annotation, cellular component: external side of plasma membrane. Gene Ontology annotation, biological process: immune response. The record is from RefSeq and is a predicted model, not a curated record.